Messenger RNA from Erythranthe guttata (spotted monkey flower), 1356 nucleotides. Lineage: Eukaryota; Viridiplantae; Streptophyta; Magnoliopsida; Lamiales; Phrymaceae. The record is from RefSeq and is a predicted model, not a curated record.
UAUCCAAAGGUAAAUACUACUAGAAACUAGGAAGAUUAGCGAAGUCUAAGUGAUGUCGUAUGAGUUCUAACUGCUUCAUUAAUUGUUAAUUUUGAAUUGAUAUAUAGAUUAUAGAAUAUAAAAAAAUGUGAAUUUUCAGGUAUUGCUUUUGGUUUUUUGAUUGUGAUGAUUGGCAUUACAUGGAUAUACUUCACCAUAAAGAAGAGGAAACUCAUCAGAGUAAGAAAGAGAUUCUUCGAGCAAAAUGGUGGUUUGUUAUUGAAGCAGCAACUUUCUUCUAAUAAGGGUAGUAUGGAAUCAGCCAAUAUAUUUUCUGCCGAAGAGCUUGAGAAGGCCACCAACAAUUAUUCUGAGGAUCGUAUUCUUGGCCGAGGGGGGUAUGGAACAGUUUACAAAGGGAUUCUGAGAGAUAAACGUAUUGUUGCAAUAAAGAAAUCAAGAAUAAUGGAUGAGGGUGAAGUAGAGUUAUUCAUAAACGAGGUGGUCAUUCUAACUCAGAUUAACCACAGAAAUAUCGUCAAACUAAUGGGAUGUUGUUUGGAAACUGAAGUACCAUUGUUAGUGUAUGAAUAUAUCGCAAACAAUACAUUAUAUUACCAUAUCCACAACAGCGGAGAAAUGCCAUUUUUUUCUUGGGAUAAUCGUCUGAGAAUUGCAACAGAGGCCGCAGGUGCACUUGCAUAUCUUCAUUCUUCAACAGGAAUGCCGGUUAUCCACAGAGAUAUUAAGUCCCCCAAUAUCCUGUUAGAUGAGUAUUACACUGCCAAAAUAGCCGAUUUUGGAGCUUCAAGAUUGGUUCCUAUUGAUCAAACACGAGUGACUACUCUUGUACAGGGUACUUUGGGUUAUCUUGAUCCUGAGUAUUUCCUUACAGGCCAAUUAACAGAUAAGAGCGAUGUUUAUAGCUUUGGAGUGGUCUUGGCUGAGCUUCUGACAUGUAGAACACCUUUGUCAACUGAAAAGAGUGAAGAAGAGAUUAACCUAGCUACUUACAUUGUAUUGUCGGUUAAGGAAAAUCGAUUGCUCCAAACUGUUGACCCAAGAAUUUUGAGGGAAGGGAGUUUUGAGCAAAUCAGUGCAGUGGCUGAGACUGUUAAAAGGUGUCUCGAGUUAAAAAGCGAAGAAAGGCCGACUAUGAAAGAAGUGACAAUUGAAUUGGAGAUGUUGAGAAAAUAUAAUACACACUCAAACAGACAAGAAGUGAUAAGUACAUCUGAUGGAGACAUGGGAUCGACAAGUGAGCAGCCACUUGAUCUAUAUCCAGUUCCAGUAAAUCCUGGAUUCAACAAGGACGAUUACUCUGAACAGUACAUUUUAGAUAGCCAGUUGUUUCAUGCUAUCAGUAUACCUCGUUAA